AUGCGCACUCGUCCUCAUAGCACUCGUCCUCCGCGCCGUACAAGACCAGCAGCCGCCCAACUAUGCGGCAACCUACCUGAUUUCGUACCGGCGAUCCUCCUUGACGUGUACACCGGCCUUCCUCCAGCCACUAUCAACGCGACUGAGGCAUGGUAUCCUCUAACGCGGGUGGUGUGUGCGAUAAGCUACGAGUGGACGGAGUCGGAGACACCGAGUUUUCUUCGAUCGGUGACGUGGUGGACGGAGAAUAUCGGGGGCAUUGGUGCUGGCGGGGAAGAAGCUGACGACGUGCAGUACGUGGUCAUCGAGAGUACAGGUAUCAGCGAACCCAUGCAAGUGGCCGAGACGUUCACGGCAGAGUUCAGUUCCGCGAUGUUGGAGGCGGAUGUAGUAGAUGACGAGGGGAAGGAGAUAUUGAAUCAGAUAGUCAAAUUAGGGGGUUUACACACCCUGGCAAAACUCGACACAACAGUCACCGUAAUCGACGCCUUCAACCUCCUCACCAACUUCGACACGGCGGAGUUUCUCUCCGAUCGAUACGGCGGCACAAUCAUCCCUGAAGACGAACGCACCAUCUCUGACCUGAUGGUCGAUCAGAUCGAGUUCGCCGACGUGAUUAUUAUCAAUAAGAUCGAGACGGUGGAUGCGACGACGCGCGAUCGGAUCCGCACGUUGUUGAAGACGCUGAAUCCCACAGCCAAGAUGCUCGAGACGAAUUAUUCACGCGUCGACGUGCAUGAGAUCCUGGAUACUGGGAGGUUUAAUUUCCUUAAGGCGGCGUCGGGAGCCGGUUGGUUGCGUAGUCUGCAUGAAAUGACCAAGAGGGAGACGGCCGUGGGGGAGAGAAUGGCGCCGGUGCCGGAAACGAUCGAAUACGGGAUUAAUAGUUUUGUGUAUACGGCGCGUAGGCCGUUUCAUCCUCGUCGAUUGUUUGGGUUACUUCAUGAUAAGUUUAUUCUUCUGCAGAAUUCUGAGGAAGAACAAGAAGGAGAGGAAGAUAAAGACGAAGAAGGAGAGAGUGAGAAUGACACGUCGGAAGAAGAGGGAGAGGAUGACGAAGAAGAGUACAUUCAGAAAGACCCCCAAAUAAUCCUCCAAAACAAACGGUCCCAUCCCAUCCUCCACCCCGUCCUGCGCUCGAAAGGCUUCUUUUGGCUCGCCACUCGACCGGAUCAAUUCGGCGAAUGGAGUCAAGCCGGGGGCAUGUUGACAGUGGGAUGUGGCGGGCCGUGGUUCGCAGAGGUACCGGACGAGGCGUGGCCGGAGGAUAUGGACGUGCGACGGUCCAUCGAGGCGGAUUUCCAGGGCCGUUGGGGCGAUCGACGCCAGGAGAUUGUGUUUAUUGGGGAAGCCAUCGAUGCGAUGGCCAUUACGGGGAUGCUGGAUGAGUGUCUCCUGCAGGAUGCGGAGAUGAAACUAUGGGAGGAGAUGAUGGAGGCAGUCCCUCGAGGGAAGAGAUCGCUGGCGAUGAUGGAGGUUUGGGAGGAUGGAUGGGAGGGAUGGCCGGAGGAGGAGGAGGAAGAUAUACCGGAAGGAAAGCACCGGAUCAGUGAGCAUCUAGGACAUGGACAUGGACAUGGGCAUAAACAUCAUUCAUAA
Aspergillus tanneri is the source of this 1599-nucleotide messenger RNA. RefSeq names its product CobW domain protein. The record is from RefSeq and is a predicted model, not a curated record. Bases 1 to 1599 code for a protein of 532 amino acids. The transcript is spliced from 6 exons. NCBI's taxonomy places the organism in Eukaryota, Fungi, Ascomycota, Eurotiomycetes, Eurotiales, Aspergillaceae.